This is a messenger RNA of Paramecium octaurelia, 1527 nucleotides long. The record is from the annotation of a GenBank genome assembly. NCBI's taxonomy places the organism in Eukaryota, Ciliophora, Oligohymenophorea, Peniculida, Parameciidae.
GGAAGAUAUGAGUCAUCUUUUCAGACAUAAUGAAGGAGCAAGUAUGCUUUUAAUUGUAUUUCUUUUUGAUUAGAUCCCGCAUUAAGCAUUCCAAGUCCAUAGCCAAAAGAUUAUGAUUGGGUCUUGAUAUCUGGAUUUAUAGUAAUUUUGACACAGGUUGGAUUUGCAUUCAUCGGUGCAGGUUCAGUGAGAUAUAAAAAUGCUUAAUCAGUUGUAAUAAAAGUAUUUUUGGGAUUAUUUUUGACAAUAUUAAUUUGGUGGUUGGUAAUAUUUAUUUUCUAAAUUUAGUUUGGCUAUGGUUUUUCUUUUGGAGAUGAUUUCUAGACCAAAUUUUUGGGAGGUACAAAAUUAGGAGGUUCCAAAUGGGAAGCCACUCAAUAUGGAAACGAUUAUACCAAUUUUGGUAAUGGAUUAAACUUAUAUACAUAACAGUAUUCAGAGCAGCAGGAGCAGCAUUUGGAAUUGCAAUUCUGGCUGGAGCAUCUGCAGAGCGAAUGACAUUCUUAGGAUGGUCUGUUUUAACCCUCGUCUAUUCUGGAUUUAUAUAUGCAGGUUUGACUCAUUGGACUUUGGCUGCAGGAUGGUAAAGCUGAUUAUCAAUAUUAAAAAAGGUUAUCAUCUUUAGGAUUCAAGGAUUUCUCAGGCGCAGGUGUAGUAUUUUUUGCAGCAGGAGCAGCAGGAUUGAUUUUGACUGUUAUCUUGAAGCCCAGAAAAACAAGAUUUGAUAAUGGAGCCACAUUAGAAUUCAGCAGACAUUCACCACUCUAUAUUGGAUUUGGAUCAUUGUUGGUGUUUGCUGGGUGGUUAUUCUAUAAUGGUGGUGUUGUUGCUUAAGGAUCUUAAACCCAAUAUUCUUAAGGUUUAGUUGCAGUAAAUACUUUGAUUGCUGGAGCCACUGGUGGAUUUGUUAGUUUUGUUAUCAGAUAUUUCUAAUAUGAAACCACGAAUUUGGUGGCAUUGUCAAGAGGAGUAGUCAGUGGACUCGUUGCUGUAAGUGCUGCUGCUGAUGAUAUGAAACCAUGGACUGCAUUCAUCUAUGGAUUUGUGGCAGCAUUAUUUUACAGUAUCUUAGCCAAAGCUACACCAUCAGUUCAUAUUGAUGAUCCUGCUGAGGUUAUUCCAGUCUAUCUUGUAAGAUAUCACACACUUAUAUUAAUUAGGGCAGUGGAUUCAUUGGAAUUUUCUUAUCAGGAUUUUUUGAUACUAAGGCUGGAGCAUUCUAUGGAUUUGGAUUCAAAUUGUUGGGUUAUCAAUUAUUAGGAUUAUUGAUAAUCUUUGCCUGGGUUGUUUUCUUUACUAUACUAACUCUCUUAGCAUUGAAAGGAUUCGGAGUUCUUAGAAUUGAUGAUGAAACAGAAAGAGUUGGAAUUGAUAAAUCUUAAUGUAAUGACUCAUUUCUAAAGUAUAGGCUUGGGUGAAGCUGUUGUAUUCGCUAACCAAGUUGAUGAAGCACCUCUUCUUAAACAAACUGAAUUAGCUAAUUUACCAAGUUAGUUAGGAUCAGGAUACAGAUCAGGAUUCAAAUGA